AUCAGUGCCACUGCAGGUUAGCCUCUGCCGAGUCGAAAAAAAUACGCCGUAUUUAGGACUAUCGAUAUCGUGUCUUCGUGUCAUAUACGCAUGGUCUUCGUAUUUUAGUCGUUUUAAAAUUUGCCCAUCAACUAUUAUACUCUGCGUCCAAAAGAAUUAAAUAAUACACGGAUUUUCAAAAACAUCAGUGUUUUUUUUUUGUGACCAGUGCAUUUAUCUGUCAUUGAACUGGAUUCAUACGGUUUCGGACUGAUCGAGGAUUACCUCGAGAUGCCAGUCAGGAAGCAAGAAGCCCAUAGGGCUUUGGAGCUUCUAGAAGACUAUCACUCGAAGUUGAUCAGGCCGCAGGAUCAAACUUUAAGGCAAGCAAUAGAGCGAGUCAUCAAGAUCUUCAAGUCGCGCCUCUUCCAAGCAUUAUUAGAUAUCCAAGAAUUCUAUGAACUCACCCUCUUAGAUGAAAAUAAGUCGGUGCAAGAGAAAACUGCUGAAACAAUAAGAAUAGCAAACAAGUGGGAAUCUAACGAUGGACCGAUAAUACCCGUAUAUCCUCAUAAUGAUGUGACUGGAAGUACGCUCGUUACAACUUUUGAGGGUCAUCCAAUAAAUAGGAACAAUUUACUAUUCGACUACCAAUCGAAGACCCAAUUUAAUGAAGAUGAAGUACCUCCACCUCCUUCACCUCCCGCGAAAACAAAGAUGAUAAAUACUAAUUUACUGGAUAAUCACUCAAGGCAAGGCUCUUUGGAAACCGUGUCGUCCGGUACAAGAAAAAGUUUAUCUGAAAAAAAUGGCAUAAAUGAAGCAUGCACGAAAGACGCGGCAACUCACACAGUGGGCAACCUCAGCUGGUCAGCAAACGAAAAAGAUGAGGCAAAUUCACCUCUGUUGGCAUCUGGGGAUAAUCGGCAGUUCAACGGAGACGAUGAAUGGGAAUAUGAAGAAAUUAUCCUGGAGCGAGGUGGUGCCGGCCUGGGCUUCAGUAUCGCGGGCGGCACAGACAAUCCGCACGUUUCCGACGACACCGCCAUCUAUGUCACCAAGCUGAUAGCAGGAGGCGCCGCGGCCGCUGACGGACGACUCCGCGUUGGAGAUUCUAUAUUAGGCGUCAAUGAGCAGCCAUUAGUUGAAGUACCCCACGCUGUAGCUGUCGAGGCGCUCAAAAGGGCUGGUAAUACCGUUAAAUUGAAUGUUCGUCGAAGACGACAACCGAGACCCAUGAAACAGUUCGAGAUCGAUCUUGUGAAAGGCAAUAAAGGACUGGGAUUUAGUAUUGCUGGAGGCAUAGGUAACCAACACAUACCUGGCGAUAAUGGCAUUUACGUAACUAAAGUUAUGGAUGGCGGAGCAGCUCAAGUUGAUGGGAGAUUAGCCGUUGGUGACAAGUUGAUAGCUGUUAGGGACUCUGUGAAAGGUGAAGUAAACUUAGAAAAUGUCACACACGAGGACGCAGUUGCCACAUUAAAAACUACUCAAGACUGUGUGGUUCUUGUAGUAGCUAAGCCAGAUGUAGGAUAUCACGCUCCUGCCUCUAAUGCAUCUUAUUCACCACAACUUUCCAUCAAAGCUUCAAGGUACGCCGAGUCCUUGCAUUCAGCUCACUCAUCCAACUUAGCUUUACAUCAACCUAUUGGGACCCCCAGAGCUGUUAGCACAGAAGAUAUUACUAGAGAAGUACGAACAGUGACCCUCACAAAAGGAAACACCGGUCUUGGCUUUAACAUUGUCGGCGGUGAGGAUGGCGAGGGGAUUUUCAUUUCGUUCAUCCUGGCCGGGGGCCCGGCUGAUGCCUGCGGUGAACUUAAAAGAGGAGAUCAGAUUCUCAGCGUUAACGGAGUCAACCUUCGCAAUGCUACCCAUGAAGAUGCCGCACAAGCACUUAAGGGUACUAACCAGACAGUAACGAUAGUAGUGCAGUACCGGCCUGAGGAAUACAAUCGGUUUGAAGCUAAGAUUAACGAUUUAAAGCAGCAAAUGGCUAAUCCUGUGACUACUGGUACCCUUCUACGGACUUCUCAGAAAAGAUCUUUAUAUGUUCGGGCGUUAUUCGAUUACGAUCCGAUGAAAGACGACGGUCUGCCAUCUCGGGGACUUGCUUUUCAAUAUGGCGAUAUUCUUCAUGUGACCAAUGCGAGUGACGAUGAAUGGUGGCAAGCCAGAAGGGUUCUGGCAUCUGGGGAUGAACAGGGAAUGGGAAUAGUACCGAGUAAACGGAGGUGGGAAAGAAAACAAAGGGCUAGAGAUAGAUCUGUUAAGUUUCAAGGGCAAGGGCAUCAUGAAAAACAAUCAACAUUAGAUAGGAAAAAGAAGAGUUACUCAUUUAGCAGGAAGUUUCCGUUCAUGAAAAGUAAAGAUGACCGAUCUGAAGAUGGAUCUGAUCAAGAACUUGCACAACUUGAACGCCAAUCCAAUGGUAAUGACAAAACCUCUUCUAAUGCACAACUUGAGCGCCAAUCCAAUGGUAAUGAGAAAACCUCAUCCACGUUCAUGUUAUGCUACACCCAAGAAGACUCGAAUAACGAAGGUGAAAUAUUAUAUCGGGUUGAGCUCCCUUUCAUGGAAGAAAUUACGCUAAUUUAUCUGGAGGACGCUAAUAAUCUUGAUGAUUUUAGUAAUGAAGAAAAUGUGUUGUCGUACGAGGCCGUACAGCAAAUGCAGAUUCAAUAUACUAGGCCUGUUAUAAUUUUGGGACCUUUGAAAGACCGUAUAAAUGAUGAUUUAAUAUCGGAGUUUCCUGAUAAGUUUGGAAGUUGUGUACCACACACUACAAGACCAAAACGUGAAUUUGAGGUAGACGGCAGAGAUUAUCAUUUUGUCGCAUCGAGGGAACAAAUGGAGAGAGAUAUCCAGAAUCAUCUGUUCAUUGAAGCCGGUCAAUACAAUGACAACUUAUAUGGUACUUCUGUAUCAUCUGUUAAAGAAGUAGCUGAGAAGGGAAAGCAUUGCAUUUUGGACGUUAGUGGAAAUGCUAUCAAAAGAUUACAAGUGGCUCAGCUCUAUCCAAUUGCCAUUUUUAUUAAACCCAAGUCUGUCGAAUCUAUUAUGGAAAUGAACAAACGUAUGACCGAGGAACAGGCAAAAAAGACCUACGAGAGGGCUCUAAAAACGGAGCAAGAAUUUGGAGAAUAUUUUACAGCUGUAGUACAAGGAGAUACACCUGAAGACGUGUACUCUCAAGUGAAGCAGAUUAUCAGUGAACAAUCGGGUCCAACUAUUUGGAUCCCAGCGAAGGAAAAACUGUGACCCCCAGCCGAAGCCUGGAUUUUUCCCAGUCGAAUGCCGCUGCUACUUACCACCUAAAGUACGAUUAUGUUCUGCUAUGUAAAAAUGCGCCAUCUCACAGGAUAUUUAAGAAAAUGUUUUCUUUAUGUAUAAUAUAUUUAAUAAUUGAUGUAAUCUGGUUAAUAGUUAGUCCAUAAAUUUAUUACACCCUUCAGACAUUGUUUAAAAGAAUUUCAACAAAAUCUCGUAGAUUGUUUUGAUGUAAGCAGUUAACUUAUUGGAGUGAAUCGCAAUGGUAUUCUAUAGUCGUAAAAAAUAGGAUAUGCGCAUAUUUUAUUCUUAUUAUUACUGUUUGUAUUUAAAAGGUUAGUUGUUCUUAGUAUCUAAGUAUUUAUUGUGUUUGACAUAUUUUAUUUGUAUAGAGAUUUAGGUAUAUUAAGAAUACACUCACAGAUUAAAAGCAGAAGACUAGUUAUGUGGAUUCGAGUUUACAAAAAAAAAUCGUUUUGCUACAAAGUUAAUACCUUAACUAGUUUUUUUAGACAAAAGCUUCGUUACUUUUAUCGAAGACUACAUAUCCAGUUUCCUGCAAAUCUUGUGGUUAGCUGUAAACAUCACAAAUGAAACAUAAUCCGUUGUAAUGUCCUAAGUACAUAGGGCGCCUUAAAUCUUGAAUAUUAUAUGCAUUAACAAAUUUGAUUUAUGCUCUUAAAUAUGAUUAAAUAUCCUUAUAAAAUCAUCAUUUAAAAUCCAAAGUAUUAUUUUUUACAUAUCCUGUAACAGUUUUUACAUGUACCAAGAAAUAUAAGAGAUCUUCAUUCAUCUGUACAAUCUAAAAGAUUUAGACCUACUUUAAUAUUGCGAUUUGGACAAAAAUUAUUGGGUAAAGAUUUCGAGAGCUAUAGUAUUAAAUGGGCUUUUGGUAAAAGGACGAUAAGAUGAAAUAAAUUUUGCAACAUGCAAAUUAGUAACAGUAUAAACUUUUAAAAUAAUAAAAUUAAUUAUUUACUUUU
Anthonomus grandis grandis is the source of this 4232-nucleotide messenger RNA. It is a transcript of the gene dlg1, whose product is annotated as disks large 1 tumor suppressor protein. The record is from RefSeq and is a predicted model, not a curated record. Lineage: Eukaryota; Metazoa; Arthropoda; Insecta; Coleoptera; Curculionidae. The transcript is spliced from 24 exons. Gene Ontology annotation, biological process: chemical synaptic transmission. Gene Ontology annotation, molecular function: kinase binding. The coding region runs from base 271 to 3240 and encodes 989 amino acids. Gene Ontology annotation, cellular component: neuron projection; postsynaptic density membrane; neuromuscular junction.